Fulvia fulva is the source of this 681-nucleotide messenger RNA. Its product is annotated as Aspartic protease. Gene Ontology annotation, molecular function: aspartic-type endopeptidase activity. Gene Ontology annotation, biological process: proteolysis. The coding region runs from base 1 to 681 and encodes 226 amino acids. NCBI's taxonomy places the organism in Eukaryota, Fungi, Ascomycota, Dothideomycetes, Mycosphaerellales, Mycosphaerellaceae. The record is from RefSeq and is a predicted model, not a curated record. The transcript has a single exon.
AUGGCAUUUACAAGCAUCGCCAACAGCAAGAGCACACCAUACUUCUUCAACCUCAUCAACCAGGGCAAGGUCAGCCCAACCGAGUUCUCCUUCUACCUCGGCCGUGCCAAGUCCAACACCCAAGGCCUCAGCGAGAUGACCCUUGGUGGCCGUGACAGUUCCCGCUACACAGGCGCUUUCACAAACGUCCCAGUCACAUCACAGACCUACUGGCAAACUGCCAUCGACGGCGCGUCCGUCGGCAGCAAGGCCGUCUCCGGUACAUCAGGCCGAAGCGCCAUCGACACCGGCACCACCCUAGCCCUAGCACCCAACGCCGCAGCCGCGGCCAUCUUUGCGCAGAUCCCUGGCUCGCUCCCAAUCCCAAGCUUGGUAGUUAUUGCGACUCUGUACGCAUACCCGUGCAACACGAAGGCAAAUGUGUCGCUAAAGUACGCUGGGAAGAACUUCGCUAUUAACAACAUUGACCUCAACUUUGGAAAGCUGUCUGAUCAGUUGGGUCUGCCGCUGUUGUCGGGCACAAACUACUGCCUGGCUGGUCUGGGUGGUGCGGACAUCAACCCUGGUAUUCCUCUUUGGAUUGUGGGAGAUGUGUUCCUUAAGAACUGGUACUCGACGUACCAUUACAUUAGCCCAUCGAGUGCGUAUGUGGCUUUUGCGAAGGCUGCUGGGAACCAAUAG